Messenger RNA from Wasmannia auropunctata (little fire ant), 4023 nucleotides. RefSeq names its product adenylate cyclase type 8-like (gene Adcy8). Gene Ontology annotation, molecular function: adenylate cyclase activity. Gene Ontology annotation, biological process: cAMP biosynthetic process; intracellular signal transduction; adenylate cyclase-activating G protein-coupled receptor signaling pathway. Gene Ontology annotation, cellular component: plasma membrane. The record is from RefSeq and is a predicted model, not a curated record. The transcript has 17 exons. Lineage: Eukaryota; Metazoa; Arthropoda; Insecta; Hymenoptera; Formicidae. Bases 41 to 3628 code for a protein of 1195 amino acids.
CCUUCUCUACUCGAAUCGACAGAGACAGAAGUCUCUGAUAAUGUUGAACAUCGUGGACCUCAGCUUGAAGAUCACGCUAACGGGGAUCUGGCUCUGGCAACGGGACCCGGACAACGGUGGACUCAUCGAGGGUUUGUCGUGGGCCGCGUGUUGCAUGGCGGCGAAUCUGGUGAUCUGCGUGCUCGGCUGGUGGCGUUGCUUUUCUAACAAUUACCUGUACUGGGCCUCGAUAUUCACUUGGUUAUUAAUAAACUCUCAAGGUUUCAUAGGUGCCGGUCUGAAUUUCACCACGCAGCAGCGGCUCAUGUGGUACAUACUCUUCGUCGUGUACGCGCCCUACGCGAUGUUGCCUCUGCCACUGCGAUGGUGCGUCCUCGCCGGCUACGGAACGGCGCUAACACACAUGGUGAUGGCCGGCAUAAGUCUCCUGCAGGACUCCACAUACCUGCGAGACGCCGCGUGUAUCAUUCGCAUGCUGACGACGAACGUGCUGUUGUACCUGGCCGUGAACUUGGCCGGCAUGUACACCAAGUACUUGACGGACCGGGGACAGCGGCAAGCCUUCCUGGAGACCCAUCGUUCCACAGAGACGCGACAACGCACGCAGAACGAGAACAAUCGACAGGAAAAGCUGCUGCUCUCAGUGUUGCCCGACUUCGUCGCGAAGGAAAUGAUCCGCGACAUCGCCCGCGAGACGGCACGUGGUGGGACGAUAUCAUUCACGCCGAAUCAGUUCCACCGGAUAUACAUCCACCGUUACGAGAACGUCAGCAUCCUAUUCGCUGACAUCAAAGGAUUCACGGCACUGGCGAGUCAGUGCAGCGCCCAGGAGUUGGUGAAGGUCCUGAACGACCUGUUCGCCCGUUUCGACAAGCUCUCGGCGGAGAAUCAUUGUCUGCGCAUAAAGCUCCUCGGCGACUGUUACUACUGCAUCUCCGGCCUGCCGAUCGCCAGGAGCGAUCACGCUCACUGCUGCGUCGAGAUGGGCCUGCACAUGAUAAAGGCCAUACGGGACGUUAGGUUCACUACGAAGGUGGAUUUGAAUAUGAGGAUAGGAAUACACAGCGGAUCGGUGCUGUGCGGGGUCUUGGGUCUGCGAAAGUGGCAGUUCGAUGUGUGGUCGUACGACGUGACGCUCGCAAAUCAUCUCGAGAGCGGAGGAAUACCGGGGAGGGUACACAUUUCCGCUGACACGCUCAAGUGCCUCAACGACGUUUACGAGGUGGAACCCGGCUAUGGCUGCGAGCGGGACAAUUAUCUAAAGGACAGGAACGUUGUGACGUAUCUCAUCAAGCAGUUGGAGCCGCAGAAGUCCAGACGAAGGCAGUCGUCGAAGCCGAAGGUCUGGACGGAGGAAGAGCUGGCCGCGAACAAGAACAAGAAGAGCUUCAAAGUGAAUAAUCCACAUGCCGUGAACAGCAAUGCACCCCCGGACGACGAUAUCGGGGUUGACUGGACGCCUGAAAUUCCGUUCGAGAAUCUGAACACGGCUACAUCGGUGAGUAACUUGGAGUCCGAGUAUCUAGAGGAGGAGAAUGGCCAGCCAGCCAAACCGAGCAACAAAGCAGCUUCGACGACGUCCGGCGAGAAGAAGGGCGCUAUCGAGACUGCCAGCAACAAACGUAUGAGAUCGGCGAACAUAAACACGUGGACCUUGCGCUAUAACGACGAGAGCUUGGAAUCCAAGUUUGAUCAAUUGCGAGAGGACAUGUUCAAGUCUAAUAUGAUAUGCUGCUUCGUCAUAUGGCUCUUCAUCGCCGUCUGCCAAGCCAUAAUCUUGUCUGAUUGCAUGAUUCUCCUGAUCUCGUUGCUGGUGACCACGGUGAUACUGGUGGCGUCGUCGAUCCUGGUGAUGGCGGAGGAGUUCAAGGGCAUGCCGACGUAUCUGCAACACACGUCGUCCAUGCUGGUGCACAACAAGAAGCACCGCACCGUCUUCAUCUGCGGCGUUAUCAGCCUGAUGAUGUUGACAUCCAUCAUCGGCGUGCUGACGUGUCCCAUCACGGUACGCCCUUACCAGGAAGUGAUGGUGCUCGAGCAACAGCAGGUACCGACAACGAUCGCGACGGUACCGCUUCCAAUGCAGGAGAAAUUGACGGCGACCACCUCGAGCCUGGAUCACUUUGUCCUUACGUUCCUAGAGGCUGCCCUGAGCGACGAGUCCACCGAGGGUGGAAAGAGUGUUGUCCCCUCGACGGAGAACAACACUUUGGAAACGGGUUCCAGCAAUAUCGAGCUGAAACUGACACGAGUGGUGAAUGAUAGGGCGCCUGGAAGAAGCAGGAGAGAGUUCUUCAGAUUCUACAGGUACGAGCAGCAUUACGGAAAGCCGGAAACCGAAAGCCGGCAUUACAGACGAGUCGCGCUCGAACGCGACGCCGAGGGAGGCUCCCAAAGAAGGAUUCUCUCUGUCGACGAAGAGGAGCCGCUCAAAGCUGCUCAUAUUCGCUCAAAGCGAUUGGCUCUGAGGAGUCUCGACGAGCUUGAGGAGAUCGGCUGUAUCCGGCCGGAGUAUAUGGUGUUCACAUGGAUUCUGUGCCUCAUCGCGCUCGCUUCAGCUCUGAAGUUAUACUAUCUGGUGAAGACCGCGCUAGCUGCGGCGAUUGUCCUGGUGUACGCGGUGCUGAUCCUCGUCGUGUGCAAGGACAUGUUCACCGAGAAAGAAACGAACGCAUCGGCGAUAUCUCUACCGGCGCAGAUGCUGACCUUCUUGAUUGUCUUCCUCGUGAUGGUCACGUACCACGGCAGACUGGUGGAGGUGACGUCGCGUCUGGACUUCCUGUGGAAGCAGCAGGCCGAGAGAGAGUUGAGCGACAUGAUCGAGUCGCGGCAUAACAAUAUGCAGCUCCUGAAGAACAUCCUGCCGGACCACGUGGCGCAUCACUUCCUCACGGCGGAACGCGCGCCGGAAGAACUCUACUCGCAGUCGCGGGACAAGGUCGGCGUGAUGUUCGCCAGCGUGCCGAACUUCACGGAAUUUUAUUCGGAGGACGUGAACAAGGGGAUGGAGUGCAUUCGUCUGCUUAACGAGAUCAUCGCUGAUUUCGACGAGCUGCUGGACGAGCCGCCGUUUCAUUGCAUCGAGAAGAUAAAGACGGUCGGCGCCACUUAUAUGGCCGCGUCGGGUCUGAAUCCCAGCCAAAUCGAUAACAACGGCGACGACAUGGAGCACUUGUGCAGGCUGGUUGACUACGCGGUGGCCAUGCGUCACCGUCUCGACGACGUGAACGUUCACUCGUUCAACAACUUCGAUCUGCGAGUGGGCAUCAGCUGCGGACCCCUUGUAGGCGGUGUGAUCGGGGCCCGGAAGCCAGUCUUCGACAUAUGGGGCAAUACUGUGAACGAAGCUUCCAGGAUGGACUCCACCGGCGUGAUGGGCAAGAUACAAGUUCCGCAUGAUAUCGCCAGGUUUCUGGAAAAGAGGGGUUACCAGACGCAGAAACGCGGGCUAAUCGAGGUGAAGGGAAAGGGUACGAUGGAGACGUACUUUGUAUUGGGCAAAGCCACGCUGCAGCAGGAGGGCACCCCGAGGCACAGGAGCACCUGCCGAAGCCUCGCCGCGGUGGUCUACGGUGUGGUCCAGGCGCGUCGCAAGCAGAUCAGAAAGCAGGCGAUGCGACGAACGUAGAUCGAGAAUCUCCGAGAAUAGCUUCCUCGUGUAGAGCGUUGCCAAUGCUGCCAGAUUGGUGCGGAAAGUCUCAACAAUUGGGAACAGAGAGUCGCGCAGGUUUACAUUUCAUCAAGGCAGUCUACGACGCACGUAUAUUUCAUCUAGAAAGAAUUAUUUCAAUUUUCCUUUUAAAAAAAUAAAACGUACAAUAUAUAGUAAAAUAACAUAUCGAUAUUAAUAGAAAAAGAUAAACCUUUGCACCAAUCUGACGGAUAAGCGCGACAAGAAUUUGAGCGGACAUUCAGGUCUUGAAAAGGAGUUCUGUCCAAUUUCAUUUCCGUGUCAUCUUGCCACAAAAUAUUGAAUGUAUAUAGCACUUACAAUAAAUAAAAUCGAUCUUAUACAAACCCACA